AUGUCGUUGAAGAAGGCACUCACCAGCCUAAAGCCACGCAGUGGCUCCAACUCGGGCCCCAGCAGCGACAAUGAGAACAACGCCAGUCCCGCGCCCAGUCGCCGCUCUGGUACCUUCCCCCUCUCCCUCCACAAUGGCAUUGGCCUGGGACGCCAUUCCACCGACUCGAGCCGCAAAGCUCACGACACUGGCUCCCCAUCGCCCUCUCGAGCUUCCAAGGAGCAUCAACGCAACUCCCACAGUCCCCUGGGUUUCCUCAGGCGCAAGGUCCGUGGCGGCUCGGAUGACUCCCACUCCUCGACAGAGGACUUGCCCUUGAACCGCGAGGGCGAGUCCCUCAGCCGGAACCAGCAGCGUAAGCAUGACAGGCAGGCCGAGAAGGAGAAACACCGUCAUGAGGCGGAAGCCCGCAUCGAGGCAGACCGGAAGCGAAAAGAGGACAUGGCGCGCAAGGCUGCCGAAGAGGAGACGGAGGAGCAGAGGUCCAGAUAUGGCACCCUGCCCAUCAAUCACUACGCAGGACAGCAGAAGCACGAGGAUCGCAUUGACCUGCGUGAGUUGACCACCGACCAAGUCGGCAAAAUGGUCUGCUUCAGAGCUCGCAUACACAACAUGCGGAAGCUGAGUGCCCACCUCAUGUUUAUCGAGCUGAGGCAGCAGACCCACACCAUUCAGGGCAUCCUGCACGAGCACGGCAGCGUCUCGCAACACUUUGUCUACUGGGCCGAGCAUCUUCACGUCGAGUCCGUCGUGGUGGUCAAGGGAGUGGUCCAGGAGCCCAAGGCCAAGCAGGGUGAGAUUAUUGGUGUCUCCAUCCAUAACUUGGAGAUCCAUAUUCACGAGAUGCACGUCGAAGCCACCCCAUCCGAGCCUCUGGCUUUCACGGUUCACGAAGCCGAAGUUUCCAAGGCAGACACUCAGCAGGAAGGAGACACUCGCCACCGCGUGUCGGAUCGAGCCCGUCAAAACAACCGGAUCAUCGAUCUCCGCACCACCACAUCGCAAGGUAUCUUCCGUGUCCAGUCUGGUGUGUGCCAGGCCUUCCGAUCUCACCUGCACAAUCUUGGCUUCAUUGAGAUCCACACACCCAAACUGCAAGGCGCGGCGUCUGAGUCUGGUGCCAGCGUGUUCAAGGUCGACUACUUCGGCAGACCAGCUUUCCUCGCGCAGUCGCCCCAGCUGGGCAAGCAGAUGUGUAUUGCGGCUGACAUGCGACGUGUCUUUGAGAUUGGUCCGGUUUUCCGAGCCGAGAACAGCAACACCCACCGACAUUUGACGGAAUUCACGGGUCUCGAUCUGGAGAUGGCAAUCGAUGAGCAUUAUCAUGAGGUGCUUCGAGUUCUGGACAGCACGUUCAAGGCUAUCUUCACCUAUGUGUACGACAAUUACAAGGAGGAGAUUGAGGUCAUCAAGCGUCAAUUCCCUCAUGAAGAUCUGGUGUGGUUGGAUGAGACUCCAAUUAUCCCAUUCGCGGAGGCCAUCCGAAUGCUGAACGAAUCCGGCUACAGAGACGAACAGGGCAACAUGCUGUCUGAGAACGAAGACAUGGGAACACGCGACGAGAUUGCUCUUGGCGCCGUCAUCAAGGAGAAAUACAAGACGGACUACUACGUUUUGGACAAGUUCCCAACAUCUGCACGACCGUUCUAUGCUAUGCCAGAUCCUAACAAUCCCGAGGUCACCAACUCGUUCGAUAUAUUUCUGCGUGGACAAGAGAUUCUGUCUGGUGGUCAGCGUAUUCACGACGCUCACAUGCUUGUUGAGAAGAUGGAGAAGAUGAAGAUGGAUCCCAAAACGUUGGAUGAAUAUAUGACAGGAUUUGAGUGGGGUGCUCCACCACACGGUGGAGGUGGUAUUGGUAUGGAACGAAUUCUGAUGCUGCUCCUCAAGCUCAACGAUAUCCGAAACGCGACUCUGUUCCCACGCGAUCCGAAGUCGCUGCCCUACAAGCCACCAGUCAAGCAACUUCGACACCCGGAGGCGAGCACAUUAACCCCACCAUGGCAAGGAAGCGACCGAGUCGCUGCUCACGUGGACUACCAGCCACUGGAAAAGCUCAUCGCCAACUAUGGAGACGCAUCGAACACCUCGUGGCUGGAGCCCAAAUUCGAGAUCUGGCGCGACUCCUACACCGGUGCUGCGGUUGGAUUCGUACCCCAUGAGGGCUUCGCAAUUACCAUCGGUGAUCCGCUGUGUCAUCAGACCCAGUACGUCAAGACCAUUGGCGGCUAUUUGAGAUACGUGAAGAAGGAGAGACAUCUCAAGCCUCUGUGGCUGCUCUGCGGUGGAGCUGUUGAGGAAGUCCUCGCGAACAAGUUUGACUGGCGAACGCUCUCCGUGGCCGCCGAGCAGCGUCUGGACCCUGGCAACAACCCAGCCAGCCGAGACCCUGAAAUUCAACGCAAGUGCCGACAUGCUGAGAAAGAAGGUGUCAAGCUUCACGACAUCCCUCUCGGCACACCCGUACCCAAAGAUGUGCAGGAGAAGAUCGACCAGCGCAUUCAAGAUUGGCUGAAGAACCGCAAGGGCAAGCAGGUCCACUUGACAGAUGUUCACCCGUGGCAAGACGUGGCACACAGACAGUAUCACUACUCGACAACCAAAGAUGGUCAAAUCAGUGGACUCGUCAUUCUGGCGCAACUGUCGCCGGACCACGGCUGGCAGGUGAAAUUCGCCCUCGACUUCCCAGGCGCGCCCUCCGGUGCCAUUGAGCUGCUCGUACUGCACGCUCUCAAGGCUGCAUCAGCCACUGGUGCAACGUCUGUCACUUUCGGUGGUGGUGCCACGUCGAAGCUGACCCCUGGACAUAACCUCAAGGGCGCUCGCGUGAAAGUGCUCACCAAGGCAUACCAUGCGAUCGCUACCGAGCUCAAGUUGACCAACAAGAGCGAGUUCAGAGAGAAGUUGGGUGCCCAGGAUGAUCCAAUCUAUGGUAAGUACUCAACAUGCAUGGUUGGUCUCUGUCUGGCACGGUGCUAACUUAGAUCGUAGUCUGCUACCCGCCCCACGGCUUGGGACCAGCUGGUGUCCGGGCCAUUCUCAGUUUCUUUGAAGACGAGGACGACUCUUCCAAGUUGGGUUAG
This is a messenger RNA of Lecanosticta acicola, 3083 nucleotides long. Lineage: Eukaryota; Fungi; Ascomycota; Dothideomycetes; Mycosphaerellales; Mycosphaerellaceae. The record is from the annotation of a GenBank genome assembly.